AACAAAAUCUAUAAGUUUCCACGAACCAAAGUGCCUUGAAAAAUGGAAGAUAGAAAAUGAUAAACUCCCAAAAUCACAACUGCGUUCAUUACCAAAAAGCCAGAAGUUGCUGGUGGUAGUGGAGAAUAUGAUGUUGAUGCAAUAAAUGAAGCUGCCUGGCAAAGCACACAGUCUCAGCUAAUAUCUUGUGGAAACUGUGGAAGGACAUUUGUGCCUAAUAUGUUGUCUGUCCACCAGCGUGCAUGUAAGCCCAAGGGCUGGGCUGCAGCCAACAACAAUGUUGGCCUCAAACCAUCUUGGUGGCCUGAAGCAGCCAAAACAGGGAGCAAAGGGUGGACCGCAGACUGUAGUAUGCCACAUCUGCGGGCGAGAGUUUGGGUCCAAGUCAAUUGCAAUUCACGAGCCCCAGUGUCUUGAGAAAUGGAAGGUGGAGAAUUCAAAACUGCCAAAAGGUCAGAGAAGACCACUGCCAAAAAAACCUGAUGGAGGAAUAUCCAGAGAGGAGAUGAAUGACCUUGCCUGGGAGAAUGCGAAGGCCCAACUGAUCCCAUGUGAGAACUGCGGGCGUCGUUUUGCCUCAGACCGCCUGCCCGUCCACCAGCGAUCCUGCAAGCCCAAGGGUGGGGCAGGUGGUGGGGGCUCCACUGGUGGGGCAGGGGCUUUUGGGGGAGGUCAAUCUAAGGCUCCAGUUUUUAAGAAGCCUCCUUCUAUGGUGUGCUACAUUUGUGGACGCGAAUUUGGCACGAAGUCCAUUGCAAUUCACGAGCCCCAGUGUCUUGAGAAAUGGAAGGCAGAGAACUCAAAACUGCCCAAAGGUCAGAGAAGACCAAUGCCAAAAAAACCUGAUGGAGGAAUAUCCAGAGAGGAGAUGAAUGACCUUGCCUGGGAGAAUGCGAAGGCCCAACUGAUCCCAUGUGAGAACUGCGGGCGUCGUUUUGCCUCAGACCGCCUGCCCGUCCACCAGCGAUCCUGCAAGCCCAAGGGUGGGGCAGGUGGUGGGGGCUCCACUGGUGGGGCAGGGGCAUUUGGGGGAGGUCAAUCUAAGGCUCCAGUUUUUAAGAAGCCUCCUUCUAUGGUGUGCUACAUUUGUGGACGCGAAUUCGGCACAAAGUCCAUUGCGAUACACGAGCCCCAGUGUCUUGAGAAAUGGAAGGUUCAGAAUGACAAACUCCCGAAGGGCCAGCGGAGACCGGAACCUAACAAGCCAGAGGUUCGCUCUAUUGGAGCAACUGGUAAAUAUGAUGUAGACGCAAUGAACGAGGCAGCGUACCAGAGUGCAAUGUCAAACCUAGUACCAUGCCCGAACUGUGGGCGUACAUUCAACCCUGACCGUCUGACUGUACAUCAGCGUAGCUGUAAGCCCAAGGUGCCCAAGGAGGAUGCCUGAACAAUGGAUUGACCACAUUAUGAUGGACCACCUCUGUUUUAAUAUCAUUCCUUUAUACAGAUUUUAAUUGAAAUAGACAUACUUUGCUCAUAUACAUGUAUAUAUAUGUAUGUCAAACAAAGUGAGAGAAGGAUGGUUUUUCCUCAGUUGGUAUUAUUUUAUUACAACUUGAUAGGUCAUAAAGUAGUAACUGAAUGGAUAGAAAUGUAAAAAUUAUGUUAUUGUAUUGGGUUUUUUUUUUUAAGAAUAUUAAGUUUUAAAUUGUGUGAAAAUACUUUGCUUAAUUAACAUAUGUAUUUAAAGCGUUUAAUUGUGAAAAUUCAUUUUUUCAUAUAUAUGAUACCGGUAGGCAAAUCCAUAUAAAUUAUGUCUGAUGAGCUUUAAAUGUUUGUGAAUUGUUAUGCCCCAACACAUACUUGUAAGUCAUACAUGAAAAUGGUGUUCCAACCAAAAUGAUUAAGGCCUUCACCAAUUGGUAACUUUCUAUGAUUCUGGCAUUUUUUUAAACUUAUGUCUUGAAACAAAAUAAUUCAAAAUUUAGAUUAUUUCUAUUUCAUGACAUGAAAUUUCUCUAAUAAUCUGUUGUUGUUUUUAAAGCAGUUAUGCAAAUUAUUUUUAUGUAAAAAAAAAUAAUUCAACAUUGAUGGCCAGUUUUUUUUUUACUUUAACCGAGAAUUAUUCGAAAAUUUACUCCGAGUGAACUCGCCCAUUUUUCUUAAGGCGAAUUAUUCGAGGGAAGAAUAUUUGGCCGUUUUUUUUCUAAAUAACUCGAGAAUUAUUCCCGGGUAGUUUUAUAUUGUUUAAAUUGUCCUGGGUAUAUCUGGAUUAUUUGAAUGAUAUGCAUGUAAAAUCAUUCAAAAUGACAGAUUACUCGGUAUCAAUAUUGGACGUCGGUUGAUUUAAAAUUGCAGGCAGACAGCUAGGUCGUCCGAGAGUGGCUAGGGACCGGAUGAGCAUAUAUAAAUUAUGAUGUUGGCCGCACUAUUCGCGAUAUUUUGAAACAUUGGUUCUAUUGACGUUUAAAAUGUAAAAGAUGUACGAUAAUAAAUGAUAAAUAUAA
This is a messenger RNA of Mya arenaria, 2447 nucleotides long. Its product is annotated as zinc finger protein 474-like. Bases 278 to 1387 code for a protein of 369 amino acids. Lineage: Eukaryota; Metazoa; Mollusca; Bivalvia; Myida; Myidae. The transcript is spliced from 7 exons. The record is from RefSeq and is a predicted model, not a curated record.